CAUCACGUAUAAAUGAAUUUGUUAGCACCCCAUGUGAGUUUGCCUUCUUUUGCUCGGCGUGGUUAAGGAAAACCCUUAUUUUAUACAUACAAGAGCGACGACUUGUUGCAGGGAGCAACAGAGUGAGGGGAUACUUGUGUAUAUAUAUUUACUCAGAGAUAUACUGUGUGUAUAUCACCGACCUAUGUGUUUGGCUUUUAUGAAGCAUUAAUAAGCGCUUGAAAAGUGUCUGGGAAAAGGUCUUCAGGCUCUGAAAUAUGUGUGCAGGAAUUCCAAGGGUUUGGGAGUGAAUAUAUAAAAAUUUAUCGUCUGUGGACGGAAAAAAGAUAAGAACAAAUUGGUUUUCUUUUGCAUGUGCUAAGGUUCAGUCAAAUGCAUGAAUGUGGGCAGGUUUGGCAAUAGGAUUAUGAGAUUAUCCAUGUUUUGUGGUGAGCAGCCAUGAAUUGGAGGGUAGCUCCAGGUUGAAUAGAGCCUGGAUUUCAGUGUGGCAUAUAUAAAGUGUGGGCAUGGCAGAACUGGGUGGACUUUCUGGUUGUAUUUCAGUUUCUCAACGUGCUACAUUAGAAGAGUACUGGCUCACAAAGAUCAAAAUUUGAAGUUGCUCCUUUUUGGCAAAUGGCUUUAGCUUUUGGCUGCUGGUUUAAUGUACUACCAUAACUACUGGGUUUUGAUGCUUCAAAUUUAUUUAAGCGGAAUUCCUCUAUUGUAUAUUUAACUACUGUGAUCCUGUGAGAUACUGAGUAAUUAUCUGAUUUUCCAGCAGAUAGAUCCAUCAGAUAUAGUUGAAUGUAUUUCGUAUCACCCUGGGGUGCGAAUACAUGCAUCCGUAUGCUUCUUUUUCUGUUGAUGAGUACUCUUGGCAGACAGAAAUGUGCAACUGAGAAUUUUAAGAGAGACUAUUGUCAACGAAUUGUCUCAUGUGGUUUCUUGCAAUGAAUACUCUUGAUGAUUCUUGUAGUAUUCUACAGCUCAGAACCAGGUUAAAGCAUUGCUUGAAACCGAUUGUAAUAUGUUGGUAAUGUAGAUAUUGAGCAAAGGGUUCUUCUGUUCAAUGUGUUUAUGAAGGAUUGCUUUUAAAUAUGAGUACUGAGAUGGUCGGCACGUCACAAAUGGAAGGUGUUCCACGGAGAAUUUAUCCUUAUCUAGGAUCAGCAUUUUUAAUUUCAAUGGGGUAUAUUGAUCCUGCAAAGUGGGCAACAGUGAUUGAAGGAGGGUCACGUUUUGGGUUUGAGCUUGUUUGGUUGCUGAUUCUCUCCAAUGUAGUUUCAAUUUUAUGCCAAUCCCUUGCAGCUCGAAUUGGGCUGGUAACUGGGAAACAUCUUGCUCAGAUCUGUGCUGAAGAAUAUCCUCGACCUGUGUGUCUAUUACUGUGGCUACAAUGUGAGGCAUCUGUCUUGGUUUUGAAUUUGACAAUGAUUCUGGGAACUGCUACUGGAUUCAAUCUCCUACUGGAUAUGGAUAUGCGUGUGUGUGUAAUAUUGAGCACGGUUGAUGUAUUUCUUUUUCCGAUACUUUUUCCACACUUGGGCAAGCGCCGCGCGGAAGUUUUAGCUGUAAUAAUAGCAGGAUUGAUGCUUAUCUUCUCUGUACUUGACAGUAUAUCUACUGAGCAGAAUGUUGCCUUUAUCAUGAAUGGACUACUCCCUACAGUGAGGCGUGAAAGUCUGUAUAUGGCCGUUGGCCUUCUUGGUGCAAACAUCAUGCCUCACAAUUUUUAUCUUCACUCUUCUGUUGUUCAAGAGCAAAAGUUGGAAACUAUACCAAUUGGGACCUUGUGUCACUACAAUUUGUUGGAGAUUGGAAUUGCAUUGAGUGGGAUUUUGUUAGUCAAUCUUGCAUUGUUGAGCUCUGCAGCAACAACAUUUCAUAACGCAGGACUUGAAGUUUUAACUUAUCAGGAUGCACAACCACUAAUUGAACAGGUAUUCAAAAGUCCAAUUCCUCUUGUAGCAUUUUUUAUAGGCAUAUAUUGUGCCAGCCAGUUGUCCACACUAACUGGAACUGUUGGGGCACAAGUUGCUUUGGAAGGUUUUCUUGGUGUUCAUCCACGUAUUUGGGUUCACCGCACUUUAAUCAAAGUAGGUGCUGUUGUGCUGGCCAUGCUUUGCAUAUGGAAUACAGAGGCAGCAGGUAUUUAUUGGCUGCUGAUAUUCUCUCAGGUCAUGUUAGCUAUGCAGCUUCCAUCGGCUGUCAUACCUCUUUUUAGAGUGGCAUCAUCAAGUUCAAUAAUGGGCAACCAUAAAGUGUCUUUUGCAGUAGAAGUUAUGGCCUGGUUAUCAUUCUUUUUUAUGCUUAUCCUUAAUCUAUCUCUUGUCUUAGAGAUGUGUUUUUGGGAUAGUGAUUGGAUGUGCUCUUUGAGAUGGAAUAUUGGAACUGGCAGAGCAGUUCCUUUCACUCUAGUUCUCAUGGUUGCUGGUAUGUCGUUUGGGCUUAUGUUAUGGCUUAUAACAAUGCCACUAAAGUCUGCAAAUGAAAAACCAGAGAUCCAACCACCAAAUGAUGAACCAAUAACUUUGCACAAACACUCUGAGCAUCUUAUUUUAAAACAUACAGACACAGAGGGUACAAAAUCUGAAGAUGUCUCACUUGCACUUGAGUUGUCAGUGAAUAAGGAAGUCAUAAGCGACAAGCCUUUGGCUGAGACAAAUUUUAGGAUCUGUUCUGAGGAAAAUGUGGUCCCAAUAGCUUCUUCAGUCCAAGAGGGUAGAAGUUCUUCUUCAGAGCAUGUUCCAAAUACAGAUUUACUCCAACCAGUUGAUGCAAAAAGUGACACAGAACUCUCUCCUGAUUCUUCAGCAUCCUCAAAUUCUGUUGGAAUUGAAUCAUCUUCCAUGAAGAUGCCUGGAACCACCUCAGACAGUCUUUCAACUAACAUUUUGUCAAAUGUCGUCAAAUCUUCGACAGAGGCUUCAGAGAUGUCCACCUUCAAAGAAGUUGAGAUGGAAGCUGACAUAGAGUUGGAAAAGGAUGAUGAUGACGACGUGUGGGAACAUGAAGAUGUCCUUAUGGAUAUAUCUGAAAGUGUAUCAUCAGUGACUUAUGAAGAACCUGGGUCAGGUAGAAGUGUUGGUGGCAGGAGUGAUGAUGGGGGCAGUGGAAAUGGUAGCCUUUCAAGAUUAUCUGGGCUGGGUCGUGCAGCAAGGCGACAGUUUGCAUCUAUUCUGGAUGAGUUCUGGGGAAAGUUAUUUGACUUCCAUGGAAAGCCGACGAAGCAGGCAAUAUUGAAGAGGUUGGAUUUGGCCUUGGGUAUGAAGGCUAUCCAGCCUAGGGAAAAUGUUAUUGCAAGAGAACCCAAUUAUUUCCGUGAACAACAAAGGAUGCUUUGGCAAAAAGGCAACACGAGUGAGUGCUCGAGUCAUGCAGAGUCCUGCAUGCAAACAGGUGAGCACUUGAGUGGUUUGCAUUCAUCUAUGGGAACUAAUAUGCAUGGGGUUUCAUCAGCAUCUUGGCUUUCUUCUACACUUUCACAAGAUCCUUAUACAAGCCAAGCCAUCCCGUCUUUCAGUUUAAGUGAGCGACGCUACUCAAGUUUGCAUCUUCCAGCUCAUCGUGAAGAAUUUGAUUACCAACCAGCUACCAUACAUGGCUAUCAAAUGGCAUCCUAUAUGGGUCGAAGUGGAACUCUAAUGGAAGGUGAUAAUACAAUAGGUUCUCGUAUUGAAUCCCAGGCUCAUGCUGGAUCUCGUUAUCCAACAUGCAUUGAUAAUUCUAUGAAUAAUGUGGCAGUUGGAUCUGGAAUUGAUGAAUUAUGGGGAUCAGGUUUUCAAAACACUGGAUAUAAAUCUCAUGCUUUACAGGGAGGACAGUCUUCUUAUGACAAGUCCAUCUCUAGCAGAUCUUUGCUAAGGUCACAUGAAAAUUCUCCACAGACAGGCCAAACAAAAAAGUACCAUAGUCUGCCAGACAUAUAUGGUUGUGGCAUAUCUCAAUGCAAUCCUCUAAUAGGCCAAAAAACAGAUCAAUGGAAUCCUUUAGUAAAAAGGGUCACAGGGGAAUUGGAUAUGAGAUAUGGUUUAGGAUGUCCAUCUCCAAGGAGGGGCUUCAUGCAGACACCAGUUUCUCGUACUGCAACAUUUAAUGAUAGAAAAGAUUCCUGGGAUAGACAAACUCCUUUGGCCUUUGACGAGCUUUCCCCAUCCCAGCUUCACAAAGAUGCUUUCUCACUUCAGUCAAAUUCAAAUGCAGAAAAUUCUCUGUGGUCAAGACAACCUUUUGAACAGCUAUUUGGUAUGCCAGGGACUGGAAGUAAAGGGCUCCAUUAUUCUGAUAGGAGUGGAAAUACCAGGAAUAUUUCAAGCAGAACUAUACCUUGUGUGGAUUCUGAGGUUGAGAUGCUUCAAAGUCUUCGCUUCUGUAUUGCAAAACUUCUUAGGUUGGAUGGAUCAGAAUGGUUAUUUGGAUUCCGUCAGAAUGGUGGAUUAGAUGAGGAGCUCAUUGGUUUAGUUGCUUUUAGGGAACAAUUCCUUCAUGAUGCUGAUGCCUCUGAAUCUUACAGGUUGUACAACAAUGAUGCUCAGAAUCAGCGUCAGAACCAUAAAUAUGGUUCCACUAGUGGUAGUGAAUCCUCUGUUCCUAAUUGUGGUGAGGGUUGCAUAUGGGAAUCAGGCCUAGUUGUUAGUUUUGGUGUUUGGUGUAUUCACAGGAUCUUGGAGUUGUCUCUCAUGGAGAGUAGGCCAGAGCUGUGGGGAAAGUACACAUAUGUUUUGAAUCGUCUACAGGGUAUUUUAGACAUAGCAUUUUUCAAGCCUCGACAUGUGCUUCCUCUAUGUUUUUGCCUCGAUAUACCAUCACCUGCAGAUAUAUCUGGAAGAAAGAUGGGUUCAGUUGGUUUGUUCUCAAAUGGGGUAUCUGCAACUACAUGUCAGAGCAUCUCUCAAAUGCGAUCUGGUAAUGUCAAGGGGAAGGGUGCAAGUGCAAGUGUAUUUUUAGAAAUUAUUAAGGAUGUGGAAUCGGCAGUGGCUUCGCGCAAGGGGCGUACAGGGACUGCCGCUGGAGAUGUUGCUUUUCCUAAAGGAAAAGAAAAUUUGGCUUCGGUUUUGAAGCGUUAUAAACGUCGUCUUGCAAAUAAGCAAGGAAUGCUUGAAAAUAAUAGUGGAAGUCGGAAAGCGUUUUGAUAGCUACAACAGCAGUGGUUUUGCAGUGAUUGUAAUGUUUUGUUGUUUAAUCAAAGGAAGAUUCAAUUUUUUUUGGAGCUUCUGCAUGGUGCAUGUGUCUGAUUGUUCAAAAACCUUUGCUAUGUACAGACUACAGACCUGCUCAUUGCAGAAUCCAGUCCACAUUUGUUACUCUGAGUGAUCAAUCUUGGAAAUAAUCGGUAGCUAAUAUAUUGUGCGUUACCUUGUAAAUACUAACAUAUUGUUUUAUGUAUAUACUCCAGGUUUACCCACACUCAGGUGAGGAGA
Cryptomeria japonica (Japanese cedar) is the source of this 5402-nucleotide messenger RNA. RefSeq names its product ethylene-insensitive protein 2.2. Lineage: Eukaryota; Viridiplantae; Streptophyta; Pinopsida; Cupressales; Cupressaceae. Bases 1080 to 5114 code for a protein of 1344 amino acids. Gene Ontology annotation, molecular function: manganese ion transmembrane transporter activity; cadmium ion transmembrane transporter activity. The transcript is spliced from 8 exons. The record is from RefSeq and is a predicted model, not a curated record. Gene Ontology annotation, cellular component: membrane. Gene Ontology annotation, biological process: metal ion transport; ethylene-activated signaling pathway.